This is a messenger RNA of Rosa chinensis, 795 nucleotides long. RefSeq names its product licodione synthase. NCBI's taxonomy places the organism in Eukaryota, Viridiplantae, Streptophyta, Magnoliopsida, Rosales, Rosaceae. Gene Ontology annotation, cellular component: membrane. The record is from RefSeq and is a predicted model, not a curated record. Gene Ontology annotation, molecular function: heme binding; iron ion binding; oxidoreductase activity, acting on paired donors, with incorporation or reduction of molecular oxygen, NAD(P)H as one donor, and incorporation of one atom of oxygen. The transcript is spliced from 3 exons. Bases 1 to 795 code for a protein of 264 amino acids.
AUGACAUACAAUGCUUCCUUUGCAUAUUCACCUUAUGCACAUCACUGGAAGUUCACCAAGAAGUUGAUCACGAAUGAGCUCCUAGGCGGCCGUAGCGUGGACAACUUUUCAGCCAUCCAAAACCAAGAGUACGUGAGGCUUCUGAGGCUGUUAGCCAAGAAAGUUGAGACUUGCGAAUCAGUCAACCUCAGAUUUCGGAAGAGAACCAAGACCAUACAUAAGAAGUUCGAUGAAUUGGUGGAGAAGGUGAUCGCUGAACGUGAAGAGUUGAGGAAGAUGCAGAAGAAAGGCAACACUGCAGAAGAAAAGGAUGUCAAGAGCUUUCUUGAUAUUUUGGAGGGUGAGGGUAGUGAGAAUUUGGAGGUUGAAUUUUCAAGAAAUCAUGUUAAGGGUCUAAUCACGGAUUUGUUCGCGGCUAGCAUAGACACAACCUCCAUUUCAAUGGAAUGGGCGCUGGCAGAGCUUAUCAAUCACCCAGAGAUGCUUACAAAAGCAAGGGAUGAGAUAGAUCGAGUCGUUGAAAAUGGACGAUUAGUCGGAGAAUUGGAUGUUCCCAAUCUUUCCUACAUCCAAGCCAUCAUAAAAGAAUCAUUUAGGCUACACCCACUAUUGACUUUAGUCGCAAGAAAAUGUGUAGAACAAUAUAAGGUUGGCAAACAAGUCAUUGCCAAAGACAUUUGGGUCAUCGGAAGAGAUCCUAAGAAUUGGGAAAAGCCAUUAGAGUUUUGUCCUGAAAGAUUCUUACAACUUGAUGGGGACAACAAGGCAAAUGCAAUAGAUGUUAGAGGACAAUAG